AUGUCCUCCCUUCAACCAAUCAAGCUCAACUCCCCAUUACCCAUAAUCCGAACCACCCAAUCGAACGGGGACGAAGCAUUCAUACAAGUCCUCCCAGGACCAUUAAUCAAAGUAUGGGGCCAAUCCGGUCCUAACGAUGCUACUGAUCGCGAAUGGGAAGGGACAUUUUACGUUCGAACAGUAGAUGAGAUUGAAAAAUUCAUGAAGAAGAAUGCUAAGUCUUUCAGAGUCCCGCUCCCUCUUGAGAGUACUAGAGUCAGGGGAUGGGACGAGAUUGUCGUUCCUUCCAAUGCGAUCUGUGAAGAUCGACAUAAGAUUGAUAUUAUCCCCUUGGACCAAUUGGCAAACUUGGUAAGAUGUGCGGAUAAUAAAGGAGGAGCAUUUUGGAAAACAUGGUAUGAGAUAACAAAUAUCAUUACUCCAAUCGCAUAUACCGGUAUUGGUGUUACGACCGAAGAUCAUGAAGGAUUCAAAAGCGAUGAAGACAACGAUCAACUAAUGUUUUUCUCCGUGUUCGAUGGAAUGGGCGGCUCAAUUUUUAGCGAUAUGAUAAGCAAGACCCUUCAUGCAUGUUUGGCACUGACCAUCGCAAGACUCAGGCAAGACACUUCCAAAGGAGAACCAAUCGAUCAAGAGCGAUUGGAAUGGGCAUUGACAGAUACUUUCAUAGCUAUCAACCAAGAUUUCUUGAACGCUCCUGUUUCCGCGUUACGAGGUCUACUGGAAAGACAAGAUACUUCACCUAUACUUCCUAAACUUGGUCCAUCAAAUUUCUUAUUUGGUGCGACGGAGGGUAGUGGUUGUACAGCAUGUACAGUCAUAGUCGAUACGUCUACUUCCAAGAUUUACGUUGCUCACGUGGGGGACUCGAGAGCUGUUGCUGGGUGGUAUAAUCAUAAAGAGGGGAAGUGGAGAUGUGAUGUGUUGACGGAAGAUCACUGUGGACAAAAUUCCAAGGAAUGUCAAAGACGACUCUCUCGACAUCCUCCCGAAGAAGCUGAUCGAGUGAUAUACGAUCGAGGAUGGGGAAAUAGGAUAUUGGGGACUAAUGAUGUGGUUAGGAAAUUUGGGGGUAGCUACAGUGUGAGAUCACAUGCAGAGGAGAAUGAAAUUUGGAAUGUAUUUCAAACGAAACAGGCAUUCAACCAUUUCCCUAAGAAGACUCCUCCAUAUACCGAUACUGAGGCGGCAGUGUCUCUUCGAGAUCUCAAAUCGAACCCUGAUGAGGAUCUGAAAUUCGUCAUUCUAGCUUCAGAUGGGGUAUGGGACAGACUCACUUCAGAAGAGGCUGUCCUCUUAACAGCCGCAUACAAAGAUAAUCCCUCUCAAGGUGAUAUUCCCAAAAAAGCUUUACCUGAGAGAUAUCCCAUGGUUUCACCUACCGAUCCUAGACCCUACCCCGCACAAGAACUGCCUGGUACGGGUGGAAGAGCAGAGGGUGCAUGGGCGUUUGAUGUGUGGCAAGAGAUGAGAGAUGAUAUGACUGCGGUGUAA
Messenger RNA from Kwoniella botswanensis, 1494 nucleotides. RefSeq lists its product as uncharacterized. Gene Ontology annotation, biological process: protein dephosphorylation. NCBI's taxonomy places the organism in Eukaryota, Fungi, Basidiomycota, Tremellomycetes, Tremellales, Cryptococcaceae. Gene Ontology annotation, molecular function: [pyruvate dehydrogenase (acetyl-transferring)]-phosphatase activity. The record is from RefSeq and is a predicted model, not a curated record. The transcript has 5 exons. Gene Ontology annotation, cellular component: mitochondrion. Bases 1 to 1494 code for a protein of 497 amino acids.